GCCCGUGGGGCGUCGUGAGGCGAUCUCGCGCGAGGUGGCUGGGCGCGCGCGGUGGCCGUUAGCCGGCCAUGGCGGACAGCCAGCGGCGGCAGCGCGGAGGGGCCCGGCGCAGCGGGCGUUACCUGACGCGACUCGCGGUGAAGACUGUACCUGAUUCAGGAAAGAAGAAUAAUUCUGGCAGAAGCACCACAGUGAAGCAGCGACCAACUGUGUUCCCUGAUUUUGACAACGACACGCCACGGACUAUUAUCAAGAGACUCAUCAAGACCUUACCAGAAGUUUCACCUCUAGUACCUCAAAUAUCUAAACAUGAAGAAACAAAAGAAGCUCAGUCAGAACUCCCAUCGAAAAGGAUUUCCAACACGGUGGAAAUGCAACUGCCAGACUUUGUUCCUGAGGACACAUAUAUCCCCACAUUCCAUAUGAAUAAGAAGAGAAAGAAAGUCAGCAUUUCUGAAUUUGAGAGAGCAGCAGACAGACGACUUCCCAAGAAAAAAGCUCAGUCAACGUUGGACAGCAUUAUUUUGGCUCGAUCUCUUCACAUGUCUCUUGGUUCCUUGAGCCCAUCAGGCUCUGUUGAAAAGAGAGGCUUGCUCCGGAGGCCAAAACAUCGCAAAGCUAUUGACAUGGAAGCUUUUGAAAGCGGAGUGGAAAAGAACAUGCUGAAGAGAAAAGCAGAGGACUAUCUUGUGGACUCAAAAACAGCAUCUGGGAUUCAAACAGCUAUGCAGACAAGUGAUGCAGAAAUCGUGCUGAGUAACACGGAGCUCUUUCUUCAGCCUCAGUUUGAUGAACAGAGCCAAAAUAAGCUUUCUCCUCUUGAACCACAGCUAUCAGGUUCAAAAACUUCAGCACAGAGAAGCAAGAUUUCUGAUGCAGCUCAAGAGGAAGCAGGGCUGGUGCACCUGGUAUCCAGAGUGGGCACAAAUGAGAGAAGAUAUUCUGAGGGCUUAAUCUCCAAUCGUGAGCAUUUUGAUACUCGUGUAUCUCCAAAAACACCUGCAAAACAGCCAGAAGGUAUGCAAGAUCAUUCCCAGCAGAGUAACGCAAUGGAACAGCUUCCUGUUUUAGAAGAGGUGGUGGUUGGCGAACAUGAGAUUGCCAAAGGUGUUGGGGCUGGAAGUCUGAGCAGGCAUGCUCAUGCUUUUUCCUCCUUUGAAAAAUCUGGGAUGAAGCCAUUAAAGGAAGAUGUUGAACAAGCAGAUGAACUAGACCACCAGCCAAUCAUGGUAGAAUUGGAUGGUCUGGAAGAAGAGCCUACUGAGGAUGAAGCUGAAGACCCUGGGAGUGAAGAGGUUUCCAUGAAGACACCCGAGUUUGUCCGUGCUGCAGCCUGCAAGCCACUGCUGUCAACUCCACGUCCUGCAAAGCUCACUGUUUGUAAGUCUCCUCUGCAGCCAGUGCGGGCUAAGCCAGUUCCAAAGAGCUCAGGAGUGCCACGGAGGAAAAGUAGUGAGCCUGAAGUAGCAAGUAGCUUGAUAAAAAAGAUAUUUAGCCAUUAUGCGAAAAUGCCCGUGUCCAGAGACGCGUUCAGAAUCGUUGAAAAAAGCUGCAGUAGAUACUUCAAACAGCUAUGCAAUGAUCUGGAAGCUUACGCCAACCACGCAAGGAGGAAGACGGUGGAGUGGGCUGACCUGGAAGUCCUCAUGAGAAGGCAAGGGCUGGUGACAGACAAGAUGCCGUUGAAUGUGCUGAUAGAGCGUUACCUCCCGUGGGAGUACAGGAAGCUCCUGAUCCCGGUUGCUGUGAGUGGAAAUAGAGUGAUCCCCAGCCGUGGUGGCCCCGGGGCUGGGAGCACGGGCUGCUCCCAGAGGCGGGCUCUAGGCAGUUCCCUCUAGCUGCUCCCUGCACUGGUUUUCCACCAGUAACUAGUGGGGCAGCAGGCGGUCGACGGCAUCAGUUCAAGAGAACGGUUGUGCUGUGGCUGCCACGCCAGCCUGCUGGAUCUCACCAGCUGUUAGUACGUGUAAUCUGACUAUCCUGAAUUUUUAGUUACCUUUGAAUACUUGUGCAGCUCUGAUAAAUAAAAUAUUGCAUAUA
Tyto alba (common barn owl) is the source of this 2040-nucleotide messenger RNA. RefSeq names its product centromere protein T (gene CENPT). Gene Ontology annotation, cellular component: kinetochore. Gene Ontology annotation, molecular function: protein heterodimerization activity; DNA binding. The record is from RefSeq and is a predicted model, not a curated record. Bases 69 to 1838 code for a protein of 589 amino acids. Lineage: Eukaryota; Metazoa; Chordata; Aves; Strigiformes; Tytonidae. Gene Ontology annotation, biological process: kinetochore assembly; chromosome segregation; mitotic cell cycle. The transcript is spliced from 12 exons.